ACUUUUAAUGAGAAUAUUUAAUAAAAAAAUGUAUAUCCAAUUCGAAAAAAGUCUAAUAUGGCAUCACCAGGAAGCGUGACAGCUGCCAGCUGCUACUCACAUUUGCGGCGUCGCUUAUCUUUAAUAUUAGCCCAUUGGCGAAAAAUUCUUCAGUAAAUUUUUGGCACCUCGCACUUUAAAAGCCGGUGAAGCAAGAAAAUGGUUUUGCCAGCGGCAGAAGUUGUUUUGUAUAGCGUACUUGGAGUGAUCCUUUUGGAAAACAUAUUUGAUAUCUACAUUACAUAUCGUCAGAUACGAGUUUACAGAACAGCUUUGAAAGUGCCCAGGGAGCUUAAAGACUGCAUGAAUGAUGAGACAUUCCAGAAAGCGCGUCUUUAUGGCCUCGAUAGAGCCACUUUUGGCGUAUUCAGCGCCAUUAUAAAAGAUGUUAUACUGAUGUGCAUUGAACUCUAUACUGGCUUCAUUGCUGUACAAUGGGCUUGGGCAAUUGACUUGGCAAACCUACUGCAUUUAAAUGCCGAUAAUGAAAUCAUUAUCAGCUGCCUAUUCGGACUUAUCACCAGUGUAAUUGGUACAGUUAAGGAUAUUCCAUUUAAAAUUUACUCGGUAUUUGUGCUGGAAGAGAAACAUGGCUUCAACAAGCAAACUGGUGGAUUUUUCGCAUGGGAUCAAGUAAAAGGCUUCCUCGUCACUCAAGUUUUAAUGGUUCCUAUCAUUUCGGCCACCGUAUGGAUUGUGCAGAACGGCGGUGAUCAAUUCUUUAUUUGGUUGUGGCUUUUCACAGGCAUCACCUCAUUAGUUUUGCUUACCAUAUAUCCAAUCUUCAUUGCACCACUCUUCGAUAAAUACACACCGUUGGAGCAAGGUCCUCUACGUAAAUCCAUUGAAGAUCUCGCAGCCAUGCUUAAGUUCCCGCUUACCAAAUUGUACGUUGUUGAGGGUUCAAAACGUUCAUCGCACAGCAAUGCUUACUUUUAUGGCCUGUGGAAUUCGAAACGCAUUGUGCUCUUCGACACUUUGCUCCUCAACAAAGGCAAGCCAGAUGAUUCGGAAUUGAAAGAGGAAGAUAAAGGCAAGGGUUGCACAAAUGAAGAAGUGCUCGCCGUACUGGGACAUGAAUUGGGUCAUUGGAAGUGUGGUCAUGUAACCAAAAAUAUUGUUAUCGCACAAGUACAUUUACUUUUAUUAUUCGUCGUUUUUGGUUAUUGCUUCACCUAUGGUCCCUUCUAUGAAGCAGUCGGCUUCCAACCUGGUACACGCCCCAUCAUUGUCGGUUUACUUGUUGUGUUCACAUACGUAAUGGCACCAUAUAAUGCUAUAGUCAAUUUCGCUAUGACAACUCUCUCACGUUACUUUGAAUAUCAAGCCGAUGAGUUUGCACAUGGUUUGGGUUUCUCGAAGCAGUUGGGUCAAGCUUUAAUCAAAUUGAAUUUGGACAACUUGGGCUUCCCCGUUUACGAUUGGUUGUACUCGGCUUGUAAUCACUCACAUCCUACGCUUUUGCAACGCAUGGACCGACUAAAACAAUUAGAUGUGGAAGAAAAAACACAGAAAAAGCAAAACUAAAGACGAAGCUGGUGCUAUGCGAGUGUACUAAGCUAAAAGAAUAAAAGUUUCUUUACAGUUGCCAAUGCUACUGCACUCAGCGUAAAAAAGCCGCACAGUUACAGUUUCUCACCGCUGUACUAGUCUCACGCCGAUUUCAAUUAACAAUCAACUAUUUUAUAAAUAUAUAUCAUUUUUUAAUAUUUGUAUUUUUAGUUGUACAAAUUUAGUUUUAUUCAGCGAAAUAAAUCGGAGUUAAAGGAAGCUUUUAAACGAAAAA
Molecule: messenger RNA, 1825 nt
Organism: Zeugodacus cucurbitae (melon fly)
Lineage: Eukaryota; Metazoa; Arthropoda; Insecta; Diptera; Tephritidae
Product: CAAX prenyl protease 1 homolog
Exons: 3
Coding region: 199-1566 (455 amino acids)
Biological process (GO): CAAX-box protein processing
Cellular component (GO): endoplasmic reticulum membrane
Molecular function (GO): metalloendopeptidase activity
Source: RefSeq, a predicted model, not a curated record